ACUAAAAUAGAACAAGUACGAUAUGUUACAAGUCUUAUUACUACAUACAAAUCAGCCAACUCUAUAGAGACGGUGGAAUCAACAAUAUUAACCAAGCUUUAUUUUACAGCACUCGCCAACAAACAUCAGUAAGUAACGGAUAGCGCCCCAGUGCCAGUUGGAUAAAAAAGUCAUAUACGAAAAACAUCGAGACCACAAAAUAUUGCCACCAUGUAAAAAUGAAUAAACUGAAAAUGCCACCACAGCCUUAGCUAGUUUUGCGUUUUGUGAAAUAGUAUGCCAUUUUAUACGAUAAAAAACAAUUUGAUAAAAAAAAUCUAUACUUGAUCAUUUUGCAAAUUUACAGUUCUCCUUACCGCAAAAAUAAGAAGAUUCCAAAAAAAAUGAACGAAGUUCUUCCUAAAACGACAACUACCCGAGGAAAGCGUGAAUUAGAGCAAGCAAACGAACCAUAUGGUUACAAUUCGCGUGGCAACUUGAUGUACCAAAACUACAGCUUUUCGAAGGCCAGCAGUAACGGGAUGGCUAACAUCAUCUACUGGCGAUGCACCGAGUAUCGUAAGCAAAAGUGUCGCUCGACGUUAAAAACGAUGGGCAAGCAGCUUUACAUUAUCGAUGCGAAACACAAUCACGUGCCGAAAAAGUAUGGCCGCAUCAUGUCUGCCACAUUGCCAAUCUUUAAUUGUCUUCCGGACGACGGUAGCGAAAUGGAGAGCAUACCUGCAGAUAAAAAUGUUAUUAAAUAAACACAGAAUUCAGAUUAAACGAGUGAGCAAUGUGUGUGUGUGUGUGUGAUUGAUUUUCUCAAUGCUUUGUCGUGGACAAAGUUAAUUGUUGCUUUUUUCACAGAUCUGUCGCGUUGUGUAAGAACAAAUAGCAGGGACAAAACCUCCCCGUUUUGUGUCAUCUGUGUCUAUAAUCCUUCUUUUUCACUUGUACCUUCUCUAU
Anopheles merus is the source of this 948-nucleotide messenger RNA. RefSeq lists its product as uncharacterized. Bases 384 to 746 code for a protein of 120 amino acids. The transcript has 3 exons. The record is from RefSeq and is a predicted model, not a curated record. NCBI's taxonomy places the organism in Eukaryota, Metazoa, Arthropoda, Insecta, Diptera, Culicidae.